AUGCGACCAGCUGGUCUGGCAUCUGCUGCGAGGCGGUGCCAGAGCAUUGCUGCUUCAUCAUCAUCUCCUCAUGGCUUGUCUCGAGUCCCACUCGCACUGCGCCGAUAUAUAGCCAGCGACAGUGGAGCUCCACGAUCCGUUGCGAAGCUGCUGGAGUGGAAGCCUGAAGGGUCUGCUGCCCGUGACAUUGUUGUCAAUGGCUACAUUCGCUCUGUGCGGUCCAUGAAGGCGCGGACUUUUGUUGCACUUGGAGAUGGCUCUUCGCUUGCUGCUCUCCAGGCGCUCAUUCCUGCGGAUCAGGCUGAAGGCCUCGCAAUUGGUGCUGCUAUCCGCCUCAGAGGAUCUUGGGUCCCAUCACCGGGUGCCGGCCAGUCACACGAAUUACACGUCGACAACGUUCAAGUGCUGGGUCCUUCAGACGCCAAGACUUUCCCGAUCCAAAAGAAAUACCAGACACCUGAGUACCUCCGAACGAUGCCUCAUCUUCGGCCGAGAACGCCUUUCAACUCUGCCAUUCUCAGAUUUAGAUCCGAGGUCGUCGCCACCCUGACCCAGUUCUUCGCUAGCCGAUACUUUGUCCAGACACACCCACCCGUCAUCACCUCCUCGGACUGUGAAGGCGGUGGAGAGGUUUUCAGCAUCGCUCCUGCGAACAAGACCGAGGAUGAGACAGACGAAUCCUUCUUCCGUGCUCCAAAAUAUCUCACUGUGUCCUCCCAGCUCCAUCUCGAGGCCCUUGCUCAGUCUGUUGGCGAUGUGUGGACGUUGGGGCCGACCUUCCGUGCGGAGCGGAGCGACACCUCUAGGCACCUAAGCGAGUUCUACAUGCUUGAGGCUGAGAUGAGCUUUGUGGACGACCUCGGCGGCGUCAUGGACCUGCUGGAAGACAUGCUGCGGCACACAGCUACCGAGCUCUAUCAAUCCAGGGUCGCUCGGGAGCUGAGGGCCCCAGGCAGGGACAAGAGUGCCGACGACUCUGCCAGUGACCGCGCCUCGCCCGAUGAAGUCGACAAGAGGUGGCAGGGCUUGAUGCAGCCCUCCUGGCCCCGGUUGACGUACACAGAGGCUCUCGACAUACUCAAGACAAACCAGCAUCUGUUCCGGCAUGCACCUGUAUGGGGCGACGGCUUGCAGUCUGAGCACGAAAAGUAUAUCGCCCGUGUGGUUGGGAACGGAAAGCCUGUCUUUGUCACCCACUACCCUCGCGACAUUAAAGCAUUCUACAUGCGCCCCACGCAAGAGCAUGAGCGGGACGCCACAUCCCAGGAGACAGUCGACUGCUUUGACCUACUCGUCCCGGAAUUCUGUGAAAUCGCCGGUGGUUCCAUGCGCGAGCAUCGUCUGCCGCAGCUCCUGGACGCGAUGAAGAGGCAUGGAAUUGUCAUACCGUCUUCGGAUGGCAGCAUACAACCGACGUCACCAGCAGGCCCUCUGGACUGGUAUGCCGACCUUCGCCGCUGGGGCUGUCCGCCUCAUGGUGGCUUCGGCCUGGGUUUUGACCGCCUUCUCGGCUACCUGUCAGGUGUACAAACGAUCCGGGACACCGUCACUUUCCCUCGGUGGUACGGACGGUGUGACUGUUGA
Cryphonectria parasitica EP155 is the source of this 1584-nucleotide messenger RNA. RefSeq names its product asparaginyl-tRNA synthetase. The transcript is spliced from 3 exons. Gene Ontology annotation, biological process: asparaginyl-tRNA aminoacylation. The record is from RefSeq and is a predicted model, not a curated record. Gene Ontology annotation, molecular function: ATP binding; asparagine-tRNA ligase activity. Gene Ontology annotation, cellular component: mitochondrion. Bases 1 to 1584 code for a protein of 527 amino acids. NCBI's taxonomy places the organism in Eukaryota, Fungi, Ascomycota, Sordariomycetes, Diaporthales, Cryphonectriaceae.